Molecule: messenger RNA, 1058 nt
Organism: Zingiber officinale
Lineage: Eukaryota; Viridiplantae; Streptophyta; Magnoliopsida; Zingiberales; Zingiberaceae
Product: mediator of RNA polymerase II transcription subunit 6-like
Exons: 5
Coding region: 49-852 (267 amino acids)
Biological process (GO): regulation of transcription by RNA polymerase II
Cellular component (GO): core mediator complex; mediator complex
Molecular function (GO): transcription coactivator activity
Source: RefSeq, a predicted model, not a curated record
AGGGUUCGAAUCGAUCGUACUCGUCGCGUGGGACAAGAGGAGGUGGCCAUGGCAGCGACGCCGCUCCCUCCGGCGAUGCAAGGAGGUCCUCCGCAGGAAGUGGGGAACCCCGGCGUCGUCGCUUCUGACGGGAUGCCGCAGCCUCCGGGGACCGACAUGACCGGGAUAUGCUUCCGCGACCAACUCUGGCUCAAUACUUACCCCCUCGACCGCAACCUCGUCUUCGACUACUUCGCCCUCUCUCCCUUCUACGACUGGUCCUGUAACAACGAGCAGCUGCGGUCUCGGUCCAUUCACCCGCUCGACCUCUCCCAUCUCUCGAAGAUGACGGGGACGGAGUACGCGCUGAGCGAGGUGAUGGAGCCGCACCUGUUCGUGAUCCGGAAGCAGAAGAGAGACGGGCCGGAGAAGAUCACCCCCAUGCUCACCUACUACAUCCUCGACGGAUCCAUCUACCAGGCGCCGCAGCUUGCUAGUGUCUUCGCGUCACGGAUUGGAAGGGCGCUGUAUCAUAUAUCGAAGGCCUUCAAUACCGCAGCCUCGAAAUUGGAGAAAAUUGGUUAUGCUGAUGCUGAAAACGAAGAGCCCAACUCAGAAUCAAUUAAUGGAAAGGAGGCAAUUGACCUCAAGGAACUGAAACGAGUUGAUCAUAUUCUUGCCACCUUGCAGCGCAAGGAAAUAUCUUCGAAUUCUUGGAUAAUGCAGCUGCCCCCAGCUCCUCCACCGCCGCCAUUCCCUGAGGGGUAUGCUCCAUCGGAGAUGGAGAAAGACUUGGAGAAACGAGCUUCAGAGCAGCCAACAUCUGUUGACCCAAUAAUUGACCAAGGUCCUGCGAAAAGAACUAAAUUUUGAGGAGCAUUAUAUUGCAGUUUCAAUUGAUGUAUUGUCAUUAUAGAUUUAUUUAUGAAUUUGAAACAACAUCGUGAUGGGUGUCCCAAGUUAUCAUUUGUUCCAUACCACAAGUGGCGGCCAUUUCUUGUCAUGUAUUUCCCAUGAUGUAAAAUUCUUUUCACCUAUAGAUUAAGAAAUAGUUUCUUACCUGGUCAAUGAGAGUUAAA